CCGAAUAAUGGACAAUCACAGACAGAAGGAUUUUCCUCUGAAUGACGCGCUACACGAGCUUCUGCAGCAGGGGGCGACGCGCGCGAGUCAGCUGAGGGAUGCGCAGCGCGAGCACGACACAUUGCAGGCAUCUCUUCUGCAGCUGGACCGGAGCUGUGAGUCUGUGUGCUCUCAGGUGAAGCUGAAGGAGAAGAUGCUCACUGCUCUUCAGUGUGAUGUGGAGCAGCUUCAGCGCAGCGUCCUCCGUCUGGACGCACAGAUCCACAGCGUCCUGCUGGAGAACCUGGAGCUCAGAAACUGUACGGAGGAGCAUCAGGAGCGCCGGCGCUCACAGCAGACAGAGUUCAGCUCGCACCGCAGCCGUAUGAGAGACCACAGGACGGCCGUAUGUCUGCAGGACAGUCGAGCACAUCUCCAUCAGGAGCUCCAGCAGAAGCAGCAGGAGGCGUCUGGACUGAGACACACGCUGGACGAGCUGAAGACAGACCUCCUGAAACCAGACGCUAGUGCUGUCCGUCAGACGCAGAAGGACAUCGACCUUCUUCAGGCCAGUAUCCAUGCAGCCAGACAGAUUGUGCUGGAGAGAAAAGCUCAUCUGGAGAACGAACAGCGAACACAGACACAGCUGAGGAGAGAGAUCGAGAUUCAGGAGCGCAGAUGUGAGGCCAUCCUGAAGCGGCUGCGCAGUCAGCUGAAGAAAGCUCAGUCUGGACACCGUCAGCUGCGCAGUGACAUCACACACCUGCAGACGCAGCUGGACGAGCUCAGGGGUCAGCUGGAUGCCUCGUAACGGCCGGUGAGCUCUCGUGAUCAUCUCUGUGUAACACACAAGUUCAGUGUUCUGUGGGAACGUGUUCAGUCCUGCACUGCUGAGUGUGUGUUUGGAUGUUUCCUGUCUGAACUGACCCGUGUCCGUGUUAAAUGAGGUUCUAGUUCUAGAACAUCUGUGUGGAAGU
Messenger RNA from Carassius carassius (crucian carp), 956 nucleotides. Its product is annotated as coiled-coil domain-containing protein 122. Lineage: Eukaryota; Metazoa; Chordata; Actinopteri; Cypriniformes; Cyprinidae. Bases 8 to 790 code for a protein of 260 amino acids. The record is from RefSeq and is a predicted model, not a curated record. The transcript is spliced from 5 exons.